Molecule: messenger RNA, 309 nt
Organism: Paramuricea clavata
Lineage: Eukaryota; Metazoa; Cnidaria; Anthozoa; Malacalcyonacea; Plexauridae
Source: the annotation of a GenBank genome assembly
AUGGAACAUCGCUUCAAAAAAGUCAACCACGACGGAAUAAAAUGUUCCGUAAUUUUAGCCACGAAACUUUUUCUUUCAUUCUUUAUCCUGCUAUAUUUUGGUGGACGUCUUGUUGUUGGCAACAAAGAUAUUCCAUGUUGUCACGAGAUUUGGAAAGACCUUGGAAACGAUUUGGCAGACUGGCGCGAGCGAUGUUUGGACGGAGAUCACGAAAUUAAUUCAUCAUGUUGUCAAGCGGAAAAAGAAUAUUUUGAAGAAAGGAGACGCAGCCACAGACAGAUGUGUUUUUAUGAAGGUACAAGAUCAUAG